Molecule: messenger RNA, 2758 nt
Organism: Megalops cyprinoides (Indo-Pacific tarpon)
Lineage: Eukaryota; Metazoa; Chordata; Actinopteri; Elopiformes; Megalopidae
Gene: padi2
Product: peptidyl arginine deiminase, type II
Exons: 16
Coding region: 85-2187 (700 amino acids)
Cellular component (GO): cytoplasm
Molecular function (GO): calcium ion binding; protein-arginine deiminase activity
Source: RefSeq, a predicted model, not a curated record
GGUGUCUGCCGCCGAAACCAGAGCAGAGACGUUCCGCGAUUCAUCCGACACGGUUCCCACACGCUCUCCCUCUCUCUCGCAGACAUGAGCUCCUCGGAAGUGCAGUUUUCUGAGCAAAACAGCAAACCCGCAGCAAAGCCUUUGAAGCGAAAAGCUCCUGCGCCCGACGCCGACAUGCACCAGCGGACUCUGCGUCUCUCCUGCGAGGAAACUACCCAAGCCCUCUACGUCGUGGGUACGGAGUUGAAGGUGAACGUCAGCAGGAGCGCCCCUCCCAGGUCCAAAUACUUCAGUGUGAGAUGCAGCCCUGCGGUACAGUACAGGAUCUCUCCCCCACCCCCUCCCCAGGCAGACAACACCCUACCCCCCCUCCUCACCCCCAAAUCCACCCUUCUCAUCAGCAUGGAUGCUGCCAGCGAGUUCGCCAACGACAGCAAGAUGUCUGUGAAGUACUACGGAGAGAAGACAGACGUUCUGGGGAAGGCCAUCGUGCUGCUCACCGCUGUCGAGAUCUCCCUGGAUGUGGAUGCAGACCGAGAUGGAGUGGUUGAGAAGAACAACCCCAACAAGGGUUCCUGGAAGUGGGGUCCCAACGGACACGGCGCCAUCCUGCUGGUCAACUGCGACUCGGAGAGCACCUCCAUAAAGAAACAGGACAGCGAAAGCGAGGAGAUAUCCAAAGUCUCAGAUCUGCAGGACAUGUCGCGCAUGGUUCUGCGGACGAGCGGGCCAGCACAGCUGCCCGAGGGCUACCAGCUCACCCUGCACAUCUCUCAGAGCGACGCGGAGAGCGUCAGAGUCUUCCGCAGCAGAGUGCAGAGCCACAGCCAGCUCAAAAAAUUGCUUUUUAAGAACUUUAUCAAAGACUACCCACUAGUGCUGAGCAAAGCCUUCCUGUCCCAGAAGGUUCCUUACGAAGGGGGCACCGCCGAGACCAACUUUUUCGUGGAGGGCCUUCGAUUCCCUGACAAGGACUUCGAUGGUCUGAUCACCAUAAACCUCAGUCUUCUGGAACCAACUUCAAAGGGCUUCCCUGAGACCCCCAUCUUCACUGACAAGGUGGUGUUCCGCAUGGCUCCCUGGAUCAUGACCCCCAACACGCUGGACCCCGUGGAGGUGUUUGUGUGCAGCACCUCCGAUAACUACCAGUUCCUGAAGGGCAUGAGGAAGCUCGUCCAGCGCAGCGGCUGCAAGAUGAAGGUGUGCCACGAGUACAUGAACCGCGGCGACCGCUGGAUGCAGGACGAGGUGGAGUUCGGCUACAUCGAUUCGCCCCACCACAGCUUCCCGGUGGUGCUGGACUCCCCUCGAGACGGGUACCUGCAGGACUUCCCUUACGACGAGCUGCUGGGACCGGACUUUGGCUAUGUGACGAGGGAGGCCUGGAACGAGGAGGUGAGCAGUCUGGACUCAUUCGGGAACCUGGAGGUGAGCCCCCCAGUGACGGUGAACGGGAAGAGCUACCCCCUGGGCAGGAUCAUCAUCGGCGUGGCCUUCCCCACAACUGCCCAUGGACGCAACAUGACCAAAGUGGUCCAGGACUUCCUGUGGGCCCAGAAGGUCCAGGACCCCAUUGCUCUCUUCUCUGAUUGGCUGUGUGUGGGCCAUGUGGAUGAGUUCAUGACCUUCGUCCCCGCGCCUGACAGAAAGGGGUUCCGGCUGCUGUUGGCCAGCCCAGACGCCGGGUACAAACUCUUCCAGGGCCUGCAGCAGGAUGGGCACGGACAGGCCGCUCUUUUCGAGGGUCUUGCUGACCAGGAGAAGAUCACAGUGGAUGACAUUCUGAGCAACCAGCAGCUCAGGGAAGAGAACAACUAUGUCCAGGGCUGUAUCGACUGGAAUCGAGACGUGUUGAAGAGGGAGCUGGGCUUGGAGGAUGAAGACAUCAUUGACCUGCCUAUCCUUUUCAAAGUGGUGGAGGACAACCGGUCAGUGGCCUUCUACCCCGAUAUGGUGAACAUGAUCGUUUUGGGGAAGAACCUCGGCAUCCCCAAACCCUUUGGGCCGCAGGUCAACGGCCGCUGUGCUCUGGAGGCAGAGAUGUGCUCCCUGAUGGGGGAACUGGGCCUCUCCUGCACCUUCAUCGAUGACUUCACCUCCUACCACAAGCUCCUGGGGGAGGUCCACUGCGGCUCCAAUGUGCGCCGAGCUCCCUUCCCCUGCAAGUGGUGGAACCUGGAGCUGUGAGGGAGGAGGGGGCGUGGCGACAGGCCACGACUGACCAAUCAGAGCUGGGGAAAUAUUCAUGUACCUUUAUAUGACCUGGUGCUGGUGAUUUUCUAAAACUUUAAUUGCUUGUGUAGUCUGAGCGAAUGAUAAAGCUGCCCUGAGCAAUAACCAUAACAAGUUGUUACCUUUCAGCAGCCCUGAGGGAGACUCUGUCCCCUUUACUCUGCUAUUGGGCAGUAGAGCAUUCAGCUAAUAAAACGGAGAAGUCAAGGAAAACAGUUAGACUGGUAACUCAGGCUGGAAUUAAGCAGGGGAUAUUAUUUUCUUAAGUACCAAAGUAACAUUUUGAAGCAUGAAGUAUGACAUGCAAAUAUGACAUGAUUCUGUGUUCUUUACUUUUUUAUAUCUAUGUUGGGGUUUCCACAGAGGGUCAGUAGCUUGAGCUGUAUAUUUCAGUUAGCACUGAGUGCCAGAGGAGGCCUUUGUCAGGCCAAAACUCUGUGACAGACACAUCAGAUAAGUAUCAUUGAUCGCUUAUAAUUAAAACAGCAACAAAAUCUAAUAAACCUGACUUCCAUUGACACUCUCU